This is a messenger RNA of Miscanthus lutarioriparius, 414 nucleotides long. NCBI's taxonomy places the organism in Eukaryota, Viridiplantae, Streptophyta, Magnoliopsida, Poales, Poaceae. The record is from the annotation of a GenBank genome assembly.
AUGGGUCCCCUCGACGUCGAGUCCGGCGGCAACACCAUCACCAUCAGCGCCGACGCGGUCGCCGCCGCAGGCGACAUGGUGGAGGCAACGCACGACGUGGCGAAGCUGCGAAGGGUCCUGGUGGGCGGCGGCGUCGGCAAGGCCGCGGCGGCGCUGUACAUGAUGCUGUUCAGGGCGCCGGCGGGGCUGUUCCUCCUGUCCGGGCCGUUGUUCCGCGCCUAUUACUGCGUCCUGGCUGCCAUUGUCCUCGCCGGGGUGGCGGAGGCGUGGACGGGGCUCUGGCUCUCCCACGACGACGACGACCCUGCUCCUCCUCCGCCACGCCGGCGCGCGGUGGGCGUGGCGGUGCUCUGGGCGUCGCUCCUGCCGCUGCUCCUACUGGCUGCAGUCGGAGGGUUCGCGGUCUUGAAGUGA